Molecule: messenger RNA, 1220 nt
Organism: Diorhabda sublineata
Lineage: Eukaryota; Metazoa; Arthropoda; Insecta; Coleoptera; Chrysomelidae
Exons: 3
Coding region: 80-1072 (330 amino acids)
Source: RefSeq, a predicted model, not a curated record
AUCUCACGUAUAAAUUCAACAAUUUAUAAUUUUCCGAGUUUUUCUCAGCAUAUUAUUUCAUUUAACUAAAUAGUUUGAAAUGAGUAGUGAAGAUAUUUUAGACAUCAUAAUACAAAAACUGUCGAAUAAUUUUCAAGACGAUCCAGAAACUUUUGCAAGAGUAAUUUUUUACUUAACAGAAGAAAAGGAAACAUACCAAGAACAAGAUGGUCCGGCAUUUAAAAUGCUUAAAUCUGUUUUAAACGUAGAUUUUGGUUUCAAACAAUAUGCAGGUUAUUUAGCAGAAGACACUAAGAGAGCAGAGAGAGAUGAAAAUUUCAAAAGACUAUUAGGACUGAUUUAUUCACAAAUGAUGGAUGGUGCUAAAACUCUUGAAGAUAUUGAGAUAUCAGACUCGUUACUUUCUGCUAAAGAUUUUGAACGGAUGUCAAUAGAUAUAACCUCUGGUUUCAUUCGAGCAAUUGCAUCAAUUCCAGCGGAGAGUCAAUUUCAAAUGAUAGUUAUGAUAAACAACAUAAGUCGUGGAAAUUUAUUGUCAAGAUCUUUGGUUAGGGUUGUAAAUACCGUUAACAAAUUCGGUGCAAACAAAGUAACUGUAGCACUGGCAGCGAUUUAUUUAAGUCCAAAAAUUAUAACAGCUAUCAGAGAAUGGUGGAAUAAUGAUAUAACUGGCAAAAGAUGUUGUAAAAUAAUAAUUGAUGAUAUUUCUACAGUAGCUGGUGGCAUUGGUGGUGGAUACGCUGGUGCUUUAUUAGGAGCUUGUGUGCCUCUUGGCCCAGUAGGUAUAAUAGCAGGAGGAAUUAUUGGUGGACUUUUAGGUGGUGAAGCUUUGAACUGUUUGUCUGAUUGUUUAACUAGGGAAAUAUUCAAUAUACCUAAAGACAAAGCGCUGGAAAAUGCAUAUGUUUAUUUUGGUGUAAAUCAAAAUUCAUCAAAUAUUGAAAUCAACACUGCUUAUAGAGAAAAAUGUCUCCAACAUCAUCCAGAUAAGGGAGGCAAGGCCGACGACUUCCAUAAAGUACAAAUACAUAUGGCAACGAUCAAAGCAGCUAAAGGACAGUUAUACAACUGAACAAUCGCAAAAAGAAGUCAUGUCUAUUGAAAUAAAUUGCUUUUUUGUUUUAGUCUAUUUCAUUAGAUCUUUUUGAAAUGUAUGAACUUCCAUUCAGAAAUUAAAUGAAUAAACACCUUAUAUAUUAAAUCGUAUUACACAAAAUGAA